AAGCAAGUGAUAGUUCUUAAUGUGAAGCGGGAUAGGUCAAUGAAUUGGUUUGGCUUUGGUUUCGAUGGCUUUGGCCAGAUAAGGCCGGCAGAUGUGAGUGGACAGGUGUGGUGUAAAGUGAGCACACCUGUCCUGAUAUCAGAUGUGUGCAGAUCAGACUGUAGUAGAGUCCGAGUCAGAGCCAGCUGGAGCUCCAGAGCUGAUGUGCAUCAUACAGACUUGUUUUUAAGCGGAUGUUUUGUCAGUCAUGGUCAGCUGGGUCACGGCGCUCUGGCAUCACAGGAGGAACCUCAGGUAGUGGAGGCGCUGUGGGGCGUCCCGAUCAGAGCAGUGUCUGCUGGGAGCUGGCACUCCGCUUCCGUCAGCGCUGGUGGGGACCUGUAUAUGUGGGGAUGGAAUGAAAGCGGGCAGCUCGGCCUGCCAUCUAGAGGCCUGGAGGAGGAACAGCUCAGAGGAAAAAGCAGUGGAAACACUGAGAAGCCCAUAAAUGAAGAUGAAAAGAAGGAAGCAGAUGUGUUUAUUUCUAUUCAAGCGUUGCCAGCUCUAGUGGACGUCCCUAAUGUGUCAGAGAUCAGCAGGAUCAGCUGUGGAUCCCGUCAUACAGCGGCCGUCACCGGUACAGGGGAUCUGUACACCUGGGGAUGGGGCCAUUAUGGACAGCUGGGACAUGGCACUGAAAAUAGCACAGAUGAGCCAACACUGGUGGAUUACUUCCCUAGCCAUCGAAUGUGUGUUAAGGAUGUCAUUUGUGGGUUAUGGAACACUUUUGUGUCCGCUGUGCCAAAAGAACAACCUCCAUCCUGACUGGAAUAGACUCUUUC
Molecule: messenger RNA, 821 nt
Organism: Sinocyclocheilus rhinocerous
Lineage: Eukaryota; Metazoa; Chordata; Actinopteri; Cypriniformes; Cyprinidae
Product: RCC1 domain-containing protein 1-like
Exons: 6
Source: RefSeq, a predicted model, not a curated record